Messenger RNA from Mangifera indica (mango), 2126 nucleotides. RefSeq names its product mitochondrial import inner membrane translocase subunit TIM17-2-like. The record is from RefSeq and is a predicted model, not a curated record. Gene Ontology annotation, biological process: protein import into mitochondrial matrix. NCBI's taxonomy places the organism in Eukaryota, Viridiplantae, Streptophyta, Magnoliopsida, Sapindales, Anacardiaceae. The coding region runs from base 1363 to 2100 and encodes 245 amino acids. Gene Ontology annotation, cellular component: mitochondrial inner membrane; TIM23 mitochondrial import inner membrane translocase complex. The transcript is spliced from 11 exons. Gene Ontology annotation, molecular function: transmembrane protein transporter activity.
CAAACGGAUCAAGGAGACCGAGUCUGUUUAGUUGGUUUCACAUUCACUCGCUCAGCCUCUAACGGACCUCCACGCAGGCACGAGCACGAUGGCCAGCAUUGCCAGACCCAGGAGACUCACGGAGCCCCGAUCCGGAGGCCAAAUGGUCCGCACCAGGCAAAGUGCUGCUAACAAGACUCCGUGCGACCGCCCAGCAUUAUCCCCGAAUCUGACACCCCAAAACCCUAAUUGGCUCUCCAAAUUUAUUUACUUGCCUACUCGCUUGAUUGCCACCGGUGCUGUCUUCACCGGCGAAUCCUCUGCUUCUUCAUCUUCCUCCUCUUCGGGUUCCAAUUCAGCUUGAUUUCUACCUAAAGUACGUUUGUGAAGGUUAUUUUAACGAGCUGAGAGAUCUCAUGCUAUUUAAGAGGAUUACAGUGAUCAGAUUGAUAAUGAAAUGUCUCCUCAGAUAACUGACUCAAUCAAAAAGAAACGGGCUCUAGAAGUUAAUCAGCAGUCGAGUGAAACGCCAUCUAUUGUGGAGAAGAGUGAAACGAAGUAUCUAAUAGAACGGCUUAUCAUGCAGGUGACAUUUUCAAGAUCUAUGCAGUGCAGCUGUUUCGGAGGCAAAAAAGUGGUUAGAGGAGAAGAAAUUGGGUUCAAAUUCAAAGUCAGAUUUGGAACUUGGAACCUGCAUCUUGAACUCUGCUAUGUUGCCUCAUAUGAAGAUUGUAUUUUCACUGGCCAAUGAAAUCCUUGUGUAGCUUUUGUGGGCUCUGAUACUGAAGCAGGUUCUCCAGUUGAUAUAUGAACAUGUCCACUAUGGACUUCUCCAUCUGGGAACCUUACGGAAUUCCAAUUACCAUCACCAACUAGGAUACAGCUUUUCAACGGCAAAACACCACAUUCAGUUGGUUUCUCAUCUUUGUCAUUCAAGUUUAAAAGGGAUUCUCCUGCCUCUGGUUCAUGGAAUAUAUCUGAGGAGUUACGAAAAGUGAGAUCCAAAGCAACAGAAGAGAUGCUAAGGACUCUACCAUCAUCAAAAAUUGAUUUGUCUGCACUCACUUCAGAGAAUAGGAGUGCUGUGAAGUCCAUAGUGGCUGAGGAGGUAGAAGCUACUAUGAGUGACAAAGUACUGAACUCUACAAAAUCAGUAGAUGCAUCAUUAAACUUGGUUACAGGAGUAACUACUUCAUGUGGCUUACCAGAAUCUAGAGAAAUUAUAAUGUGGAUAAUCUAAGACAUGAAACCGCAAUUUUUGCCCCUUCAGUUUCACGGAUGACUCAAGACGAAUUGCAAAAUGAACCUUUGUCAUCAAAUUGAGCUAGUUUUAUUUCUGAACAAAACAAGCUUCACACAGAGGUCUUGGAGGAUGUCCAAAUCAUGGAGGAAACUAGAGAAGGGAGACCAAGCUCUGAACAAAGACUUCAACCACCGGAAGAGUUCAAUACUGUACAACAAGGCAUAUAUAACUCUCCUUCUGGAGCGCGUUUAAUUGGAGGCACUCAAGCUGUACGCAUGAAUGCACCUCGUGUUGGUGGUAGUUUUGCUGUGUGGGGUGGCCUCUUCUCCACUUUUGACUGCACAAUGGUCUAUGUUCGGCAGAAAGAGGAUCCAUGGAACUCAAUCAUAGCUGGUGCUGCCACUGGAGGGUUUCUUUCAAUGCGUCAGGGCUUCGGUGCUGCUUCCAGAUCAGCAAUUUUUGGUGGGGUUUUACUUGCUUUGAUUGAAGGAGCUGGGAUCAUGUUAAAUAAGGUUCUGAGUGCACCACAGAACAUCCCCAUCAUGGAAGAGCUAAUUGCAAACAUGGCUGGUGUACCUGGAUAUCCAAUGGGGCAACUGCCAGGUCAAGCCCCGUCAAUGGUUGAGAGUCCAUCGCCAUCUUCCUCUUCUUGGUUUGGAGGGCUUUUCGGUGGUAAGAAGGAGGAAUCAGCAAAGUGUACUGGAAGUAAGGCAGAGGUCUUGGAGAGCUUUAAUGCUCCUCCGGUGCCAUCAUUUGAGUAUAAGCGUACGGUUAGUUGUUAUUGUUCUGUAACUAUGCUUAUUAAUAAGCCUUUCUACCAUUUCAAUGUGUUGUAUUAUCAUCAUCCAUAUGCAACUUGCAGUUAUUGCGGUUUAUGAGAAUUCAUGAACAGAUUUUAAGCCGA